GUGUCAAAAUAAAUUGUAAAUAUGGCUUCGAAAAAGGCUACAAGAUCUGCGAAAUUAUCAAAAACAAAAGAUUAUAAUGCAUUAGCUUUGAGUGACGUUCUCUGUCCGAUAUGUAGAAGUAUUUUAAUUGAACCCGUCUCUCUUCCGUGCAAUCAUGAUUUCUGCAUGAUCUGUUUCAACGGCACUAUGGAAAAUGCAAAUCUGGUUUGCCCCCUUUGUCGUUUGCGAAUAGGUUCGUGGCUCAGAAAGGCUACGAAAGGUAAUGUUCUUAUAAACGGAGAACUUUGGAGGGCUGUUAAAGAACGAUUCCCACAACAUGUGAAGAAUAAAAUGGAUGGUGUCGAUGAAAACAUUGAAGAGGAAGAACGAGAAGUAAUAGUAUCGUACCCGGGCGAGAUUAGGAAAGAAUAUGAACUCCAAAAACAAAAGGAAGAUGAGGAACGGAACAAAAAAAGACAAGAAGAAUUAAAAGCUAGUGAAGAACUGAUAAAGAAAAUUAGGGAGGAAGAGGAGUACAAAAAAUCUGUGAUGGAAGAAAAAUUAAAAAUCGAUGAGAAUGUAGCAAAAGAAUUAUCAGAAGAGUUGGCUACAAAGCAUCCAUCUACCUCGAAAAUGAGAAUAGUUUACAAGAAACAAGCUACCAUGGAUAAAUUCGUUAAAAAAAACAAUGAAUCAACGACAACAAUAAAUGCUAAUAGUUUUGUAAAUAAGGAAUAUACAUGUCGUGUGCUAUGCCUGGAAACUGGAAAAAGUUCAAAAGAAUCUUCCCCAAAAAUUCAGAAAAAAAUCCAACAGUUACAGAAAAUUGUUGAUUUAGAAGCUGCCAGUGAUGGAAGUGACUGCAUUGAGUCCGAAAUGAGGUAUUUUAAACCUAUUGAUUAUAGGUUGAAUCCACCCUCACAAAAAAAGGCUCCUCUGAAAGUGACACCAAAGAAACUUCAUAGAGAUGCAGGUGCCAAAGUUUUGUCACCGAGCGGAUUGGUCAAUUUCUGUUCGAACAUUUUAGAAUCGGCUUUCGCCAAAUUUUCCAUAGACAUUCCUACCACGUUGGGCGGCAAUACAUCCACACUAGUAUCGUCACCGCGAUCUAGCAGUUUCAAACGUACAUUAUCUCCAAACCAAUUCGCAACACCAGAUAAGAAACUUAAAACAGAUACAAAUGCAUUAUCUACAGGAAAAGGUGCAUCUCCUACAAUAGGAUACUAUAAGAUGUGCCCGGAAGUCAGAAAGAAACUGUUCGGAACGGCCGUCGAAACUGCAGAGAAAGUAGCGGAAAGUCCGCCGUUUUACGGCUUCGAUAGGACAAAAAAGGCGAACGGAAAUUUGGUUAAAAAUGAUAGAAAAAACGGUCGGUUCGUAGAAAACCUUUCGAAAGUUACCGAGACGAACUCGAAGAUGGACCAAGAACGAGCCGAUUUAGAGUUCGCUAAAAGGCUGCAGGAGGAAAUCAACAAAGGCCACUACACCAGGAGCACCAGGAACUUGAGGAUAACCAAGAAGCAAAAGACCCUUGACGAGAUGAUCAAAAGUCCUUAUAGAGUCAAGUAAAUCGUUGAAGACUUUAAAAUGCGAAGAAACAUAGAAGAAACUUUUUUUCAAACGGUAAAUUAAAAUAUAUUUUUAUACGGAAGGGAAGGGAGCGUAUGUGAGUUUUUGGACACAUGGUGUCUUAUUUUUCGUUUCUCUUUAUUCAUUUUAUUUUCACCCAUAGAUAAAAAAAGUCUGGGGCUGAUAAGUCCGGAGAUUUUGUAGGUUCAUUUAAAUGGUCCCCUAUUGCCAAUCUAGUUGUUAGAAAAUGCGGUGUAUAAGAUCUGUGUUAUGAUGCUAAUAUUUUGUGGGAUGUGCCAUUUUGUAGACAUAUCAUUUCUCUUUGUUGCGAGGGAAGUCUAGUAAUUGGGAUAACUCAUUCUGGAGGACAUCUAAGUUUCUCCGACUUAAAUUACCCACACCUAACAUUAAUUACUAAAUAAUUAAGAUUAGGAUCUCCCUGUUAAGAAAUUGAACUUUGGCAAAAGUGUCAAUUCAUGUCCACAUUUUACGUUAAAUCUGAAGAUCUGUCAACACAUUGAUAUAUUUUACUGACAGCUGAUGGAUUUUCAGUAGCUAAUCUGGACAGUCUAUGCUAUUCGCACCAUCUACAUGAAAAAAAGCCGAUUGGCAGAAUAAACAUUAGUGAUGAUGUAAUUUUGUGUGUCAAACAAAGUUCUUUAUUAUCUAGUUUUUGAACUAUUAUUUACUUUGACAUUUUAGAUCUUAAAAUAUAUUCUUAAAUUAAGUAGAUAACAGUUUAGUUAAAUAAUUAUUUAGUAAUCAGUUCUGUAAAAUAAUAGAUAAAAAUAGAGGUUAAGAAUUCAUUAACAUUUUAUUUCUAUUCUUUUCAUAUUGUAUUCGUUUAAAAGUAUACCACUGUAAUAGUUACAUUAAAAAUAAUUUGGUUACAUAUAAUAUUAAAAAAAGGUAUAUAUGUCAAAGUUAAUGGCCAGUUUUUGUUAUUUUGUUUGGCCCACAAAUUACGUCACUCUAGUUGACGCGCCGAAGAGAUGCAGCAAUAAAACUGAUUAAUAUGUGUUAAGAGCUGGGUUCAUUUAACCAGGUUAUAUGUCAGGAGCAGGUUUUGAUAGAUUAUUAUGGAGGAUAAACCUUGCAUAUUUGUCGGUCAACGUUUGCACAAAAAACAGUCCGCUUUGAACUGAUAAACUCAAGCACUCGCCUAAUCGUUGGCUCCUCCUCUAUAAUUGUUGACGAUCUUCAGACUUAUUUUAGGUUGAAUGUGUACAUCAAGCGCACGUGAUCACUGUAUCUCUUCGGCGCGUCGACUAUAAUACAGCGUAUUGUCAUCAUCCUCAUCCCAAUCUCAUCAUUUUUAUUUUGCCCAGAAGGGUUUUCAUUUCUUUCUGACAUAUCAGUAAAAUUUGGAUAUUUGAAAGUAAACAACUCGAUUGAAUAACAUCAAGUUUAUUGUUAAGGCCGAUUUAUUUUACCUAACCUAACCUAAUUUCAAUUAAAAUGUGGAAAGAAUCAAAAAAGUUUUGAAUAUUUGUUUGUCGUAAAUAAGAAAUGAGUAGUCUUUUGAGUACAAAUAUGCAGUGAUCCACAAAAAAAAUUGUCUCUAAGGCCGUUAAAUCACAUAAGUCAGAGUACAAUUCUUUUUUUUAUGACAGUUUGGAUUUAAUCCACAUUUGUCAAUCAUGGCCUACUUUACACAUUUUUUGUGGAUCAGUAAUAAUAUAGUCCAGUUGAGGUUAAAUUACAUGUUAAGGGAGUUCUACAGAAAACAGAAAUGUGUUAAUUCGAUAAAAUUUGAUGUUGAUAUUAUCUUGAUUUUUCGAGUAAGAAUACUCCUAUUGAAAGAGGUUUUUGAAAAAAAUGUCAAAUGUGGAUUUUUUAUUUUUAGUUACCUGAUAGGUACUUUAUUUUUAUUUCAUAUAAGAAAUACAUUUAUUUUUUUUAUCAAAAUCCAUGU
Molecule: messenger RNA, 3463 nt
Organism: Psylliodes chrysocephalus
Lineage: Eukaryota; Metazoa; Arthropoda; Insecta; Coleoptera; Chrysomelidae
Source: the annotation of a GenBank genome assembly